Spirodela intermedia is the source of this 6170-nucleotide messenger RNA. The record is from the annotation of a GenBank genome assembly. Lineage: Eukaryota; Viridiplantae; Streptophyta; Magnoliopsida; Alismatales; Araceae.
AUGGCGAAGGAACGAGACGGAUCUUCUUCUCUACCUGCAGAAGAAGUGGACGGAGGAGAAGAGAGGCGCCGCCACGGAAGGUCCAGGAAGAGGAAGGAAGGGAGUAAUGAGGACAGGGACGGGGACUCCGCGGACGAGAAGGAACGAAGCAGCCGGAAGAAGAGGAAGCAAGGACAUCACAGAAGCUCGCGCAGGGUUUCGAGAAGGAGCCGGAGGAGUAGCUAUGAGAGCGAAUCCGACGAAGAUUCUUCCACCUCCGCUUCGUACUCGGAGUCGUCAUCUGAUGAUUCCAUUAGCGAUUCGGACCCGUCGUCUGGCUCGGGUGGUAGCGAAGAGGAAGAGAGACGCAGGAAGAGGCGCAGGAAGGAUAAGGAGAGAAGGCACGAGAGGGAAAGGCGCAGAAAGGAGAAGGAGAGAAGACGGAGGAAGAAGAUAGACGAGAGGAAGAAGAAGAAGCAGAAGAAGAAAGAGAAGACUACAAAGAAGAAGGAGAAAGAUUUGGGCAAAAAGGGUGCAGUGACCAAUUCUUGGGGAAAGUAUGGAAUCAUCAGAGAAACUGAUAUGUGGUAAGCCAUCAAGCUCACAUCCCUUUUCUUUGCUGUUGCCACGGUUUCUUCCAAGCCACAUUGGCAUUAUUGCCAUUCUCGGGGUUGUUCCCCGGAUAUAUUUCUUCUUAUUUCCAUCAAAAUACUGUGUUUGUUCAUAGUUGUAAUCGGCUCAUUUUUUGACGCCCUUUACUACGUGUUGGACUUAAAAUGUGUGCUAGAUGCUUCUUCCAUUCAGUCAUAUUGUCAAUCUUCCGAUAACGCUUUACGUAUUUCACUAUUUAUUUGCCUUUCCCCCAUCUCCUUUUAGGAAAGUAGUCCUAGAAUUCAUCAAAAUCGCUUGUUUAAUGAGUUUGAAGUUUGACAUUUAUUUUAUAAUUUUAAUUCGGAACACCGUGGGGGUGAGAGGUCGCUGAGCGUUAUUCUCCCUUCAAUUUGUAGGAAUAAACGACCAGAGUUUACUGCAUGGCUAUCUGAAGUUAAAAAGGUAUUUUUCCUACUAUCUGCACACAUGGAAUUGAAAUUUAAUUUGUCCAUGUUUUACUUUCCUUUAUUAUUGUUUAUAAUUAGUUAAUACUAUUUUUUAUGAGCAGACAUAGGUCUUCACGUUGUAGUCUUUUUCUUUUCUUUUUUGCAUUUUAGGUUACCUGAGCCAAUCGUGGUGAAUUGAAAUGUUAAAGACAUGUUCAUGCGGUUAACCAGAAGGGAAAACCUUUUCUUUAAUUUUAAUUUUUUGACGAUCAACAGCAUGUGAUUCUUAUAGGGAUAUUAGAGAAAAAUGGUGCCACGAUGAAAACAUGUUGUUCCUUAGCAUAUUGUUGGAAUUAAAUUUUGCUAAUUCAUUAAGGGAAAGAUGUAGUGGGACGAAAACCUCUUUGGAAAUCCAGGAGAGGUGCUUCAUGCAAAAGGAAGUGCACUGUUGUGGCUUGUUAAAAGUUUCCUUGUGAUAAUCUAUCUCAUGAUGUCCCUCGCUUCAAUUGCAUUAUUGUGCUACUAAUUUAUUGAUCUUUUCCUUUAGGUUAACUUGGAGUCUUUAGCCAAUUGGGAGGAGAAGCAAAUGUUCAAAGAGUAAGUAAUGAAACUACCAUUUCUGCUGUACCUUUUCAAUUGUGUAUGUCAAUAAAUAUGUGAAUAUUGUUGAAAUGUGUUCAUGAAGUACUUUGAAUAAGUUUGAUGAAGUUUCCCACAAUCUUUCUACAGAUUCAUGGAGGAUCAUAAUACCGCUACAUUUCCUUCAAAGAAGUGAGGUUCUCGAAUUCGUUUUGUUUCUGAUUCUCACUACUUUACACACUUGGCUAUUAGAUAUCUUAGAGAGGAUUCAUGACUGUGACAACACCAGUAUAUUUUUCAUUUUCGUUAUCAAACUCUGUAAAGAUAAUUGCAUGAUGUUUUAGAAUAUCUCACUUUAAUACACUUUAUAUCUGCAUUUUCUGUCUGCUUUGAAGUUAUAUAACAGGCGUUUUGAGCAGAUUUUUAUCUAUUUUCAUUCUGCUGCCUCAGUCCGUACGGAUGUAUACAAAUUAUUCAUUUCUUGUUUUUUGGUAAUUUCUGGUGUAUUAUUUUUGUUCUCAAUGGCUGAUUGAGGUCGAUAGAUAUGUUUUAUAGAAAUUUACUUCUAUCUAGUAUCGUUUUUCCCGAAUUCCAGGGAAAGAAAUAUUUUCGCUUGGUUGAGAGAGCUAAAUUGUGUCGCUUUUACAGUUUUUACUUGUGCUAGUUUGUUUUCUGACCGUAUCAAGAGAAAACAACUGGUUUAGUAGCAUUUGGAUCUGCUCAUCCCCGUUCAGAUGGAAUGAGGUUUUGUAUCCUGAUGAUCCAAAAUCGAGGAAUGAUCAGCAUUGAAAAUUGAGUAGAAUUUUAAGUGAUGUUAUGCCAUAUACAACUAUCUUCCUUUUUGAGGCUGUGAUACCGUCAUAUACCUUCUUCUACCCGUCUGGUCGUCUCCAUCCCGUCUGUCUUGUCAAUCCGGCAAUCCUUUGCUUGGCUGUCCUCCCCGUCCACCUCCUCCCUCCAUCUGGUGAUCCAAACCCGUUCUCAGUAGCCCUGCACAUCGCGCCCCCCACACACACACAUAUUUUCCCGUCCACAUCCUCUGGCUGUUUCGGUAACCUUCUCACACCUCCCGUUGCUGGCAGUCAGUCCUGGCAAGCGGCUGGGUGGACCAAGCUAGGCUUAGGCUUUAUGGCUUCUUUACCUCCCCGGUUCUGGACCUUGUGAAGAUUGCCAUUAACUGGCGGGAUUUCUGAGGCCUGGGCCUUUUGACACUGAUAGUGAGACAUUGGCUUGAUUGCGGCACCAGAUACAGAGAGUUAUUGUUCUGGAUUGAUUCUGAAUAUAUUGCAAUCUGAAUUUGAUACUAUACAAUGGGUUGCGUCUUUUUAGAGAUCAUACUAAUCGAUGUAUAAUGAGAAUCUUUUCAGAGUUCUAAUUUUUCUGUCAUUUAGAAAACGAUUAGCAUGUCACGUGUCCAAAUAGAAAACGAUUAGCUUACCUUCUGAACAAAUCCAAUCGGCUUGCAUCAUCUAUGAAAUUCGGACAUCUUUACUAAGUAUACUUUCGAUUUAAUUUCUUCAGAUAUUAUGAUUUGGAUGCUUAUCAUCUGCGUAUGAUGACUAAAGACAUCAAGAAGGCCUCCAAGAAACACGUAGAGAUAGAGCGUACAGUUUUCAAUGACGAAGAGCUGCGCAGGUACAAUACUUGAUUCGCUGUAAAGAGUUCUCCUCGCUUUUAAUUGUGUAAUCAUAUGAGAUUUUGUUCCUGAGAUUCAUGCUCCUGUCAUCCUCUAACUUUUUUUACAUAUCUAGAGAAUGACUUAAGGCACAUAAUUGAACUUCAUCUAGUGAUGGACGAAAUCAUCAUCGAUUUCACCUUUGCUAGUGUUCUUGCUUACCUUGAAGUUGUCAUGAUUUUCCUUGCUACAUAUCAUUCCUCUUUACUCCCUUUAGUAUACUUGUUUGUUGAAAAGCAAGAGGGCACCGAAGUUCAGUAACUCUGUUUGCACUUCAACAUAUUCUUGAUUCAUAAAUAUGACAUCAUUGUUGCUGUGGGGGGAUCUAAGAUACUGACCACGAGGGAAGAAAUUGGUCCCUUGAAUUUAGUGAGUUUAGACUAUCCUACAAAGUUGGCUUCUAGAAUCAUCACGCACAGGAUCAGGCACAACACAGUUUUUGGUCUAGUGACUGUAAUCUCUUAGGGGUUUCUCACCCUCAGGAACUUCUAAAUACCCCUGCAUGUGCUUACUGAAGUUCACACUUUGACCUCACUAAUUCUCAGUAGGUUUCCGGCCCUAGCCACAGUUUCCUUUACAGAAUAAUAACAAUGAAUUUGAAGGUGCCGCCUUUUCCCCUUGGAGCUCGAAGUGUAUUUGAAAAGAGAGGGAGGGAGGGGGGGAAAGCGAGUUAGAGUGAGAGAGAGAGAGAGAGAGAGAGAGAGAGAGAGAGAGAGAGAGAGAGAGAGAGAGAGAGAGAGAGAGAGAGGAACCUUGAUGAAUUUUGGUAAUGAUUUAAGAUUUCUCAUCUUCAGUAAGUAUAGUGUAAUGAUAGGGAACUUUUAUUUAAACGCCUCAAAUCAAAUGCAUUUAGUAGGGGAUUCAAGAACCUCUAGCAGUUGGCUCCAACGGCCUCCCAAUUUACUAUCAGUCUCCCGAUUGCUACUUUUUUUGUUGCAGUAAGUCUUCUCUCUUUCAAUGCCUAAAGGGAGUCGGCUCCCUUCCUAGGAAAAAAUUGCAUGAAAAUAAUAGAAUCGAAAAUUGAUCCCCAAUUUACAGAGCUUACGUAUACGAAAUGAUUUCAUUUAUUAAAUUUUAUACUAUAAUAAUAUUUUAAAAUUAUAUGAUUAUAAAACUACAGUUCUGUUAAGUCAAAAUACAUGAUGUAAGACCAAAAUUAAAAUUGUAUAUGAAUACAAGGUUAUUAGAUGAGUUUGAUUUUAUUGACUCAAAAAUCUACAGUUAGCUCUGUUCCUCCUGGUUCUGCAGACAGGCUUAAAGAUUAGUUAUUUUGCCUUCUGUUUAUUUACCUCGGUAUAACCCCUCUUACUCCCAAAAAAAUCACGCAGCAGUUAACAACAGAGUAUCAAUUUUUGUGGAAAAAAUAGUCCGUAGAGGACUUUACUAAGACCAAAUAUCCAUUGCUCAAACCUAAUGCUGGCGUAAUGCAUUACUUUGGGAUUAAGUACUCCCUGCACCUGUCACGAAACGUUCUGGUUUUCAUCAGUUUAAAUGGUUAUUGCUAAUUUGAUUUAAUAUAUAGUUUCUUGAGUCUAAAUGGUGAAUACCCGGAAGUAGUUAUUUCAUCAGGAAAGUUAACGAGUCAUCAUCAUGCAAUGCUUAUACUUGGAAGCUUGAUAUUAACCCUUCUUGUUUUUUAUGUGUAAGUUGCCCGCAAUGAGUUUAUUUCUGAAGAAAUUUAAAUCGGGAAGGCUGUUUUCUACCCCAGAAUUAAGUGGAUUGUCUACCCAAAGAAAGUGAUGAACUUGGUUCUCAUCAUAAAAUAUUUAUUGCAGCUAUUUGUUCAUUUUUCAACAAUAAACGUAUUCAGUUGAUUUUUUAAAAUAACAGUAAGCAUGUCCUGUAAUUUUUUGUUGAAUCGAGUAAAUUUGUGUGACAUCAAAAUAUCCGUCUAUCAUGCGCAUAGAAUUAUCAGCAAAAAAAAGCAUAUGAGAUGGAAUGGACAUAGGAUUAGAAUUUGCUUUCGUGAGGCAAAACUUGAGUCGUUCAUUAAAUUCAGUUGGUAUGCAAGAGGAAAGAUUUAGACCAUAUCCCUGUACUUUCAUUUUCUUGCAGUUUGAAGGAUCUUUUAUUUUUUCUUUUCUGCAGACAAGAAUUGAUGAAAGCACGUGAAAGACAGAAGGAUGAAGAGGUUGAAGCACUGAAACGUUCUAUGCAGACUGGAAUGGUAACGAAAACCCACAACCUCUAUGCUGCUUUUUGUCAUUUCCUCGUUGAUAAAAGUGUCUGUGUGGGCGUUGUUACCUUACCCCGCACUUCCUGUUUUUAUGUGAAGCUGUUGCGUCAUUUUAUACUUUUCUCAUGAAUUUCCAUGCUUUCAAUGAACAGUUUUCAGCUUUCAGUUUUGCUUGAAUGUAUUACAUUUCUCGUGUUUUUAAUUAUCUGAUGUUCAUAAUGGGAUUAAGAAGUUUGGAGAGGGAUUUCUAGAUUGGGGAGAGAGUAACAGAUCCCAGAACCCACCUAAACAUCUGAAUCGUCAUUCGAUGUUCUUCAAACGCUGGUUUAUUUUCCGUUAAUGCGUCCUUGUCAAUACAGUUUUCUAUAGCCUUGUUGUUACUAAUGAGUCUAAGGAUCAGUAACCUCUUGACUCACAAAUCCAAGUCUCAGAAUUGCCAAAAAUGACUUGAAUUCGGUCUAUUAUUUUGGUAUUCUCCUAACUUUUUGGACGAUCGUUGAUUAUUCAUUAGGCGCAAGCGAUGAAGGAGCAAGCUCAGUUGAAGGAAGAAAUGGCCUACCAGUACAAAUUGGGAAAUUUCGAGGUCUCAAGAACUCCCCUUACCCAUUCUAUUUAUCCUCAUGGGGCUCUCCUUGGCGAUUCCCACUCACGGAUUAUUACCCACUUGUUUGAUCAGGCUGCGGCUGCAAUUCAGAGGAGAUUGGACCCCGAUAUCGCCAUGUGA